AAGCGCGCGAGCGGGCCUAGUUCUCGAGAGAUGUCAGAUGUAUUGCUUGUCGAACCUCGUUGUGUAAUCGUUAGUUAUUAUUAUUAUUAUUAUUGUUAUUAAUCGCCGUGAGAAAGGGACUGCCCCACCGACGUGCACCGUGACGCAUGCUUGAUCGUACAGCAUGACAUCGCGAUCCUGGCGGUCGACGAUCGUCUCGUGAGCAAAUGCCCGUGAUGUUAUCUUGCUCGAUCACGAAAUAUCGAUGCCAAUGUCGUUGUCGAUAAGCUUCCGAUACGACGGCUGUUAUUGCUCGGAAUAGCGAUGAGCGGAAAGUACAGUCCAGGAAAGAUCACCUUGGGGAUGAUAAAAGGCAAACUGAUUACCACGUCGGUGCCAGUGAUCCAUUAUCGAGCCAAUGACGACGAACUGGAGGAGCUUUAUCCGAGCUCCUCCGAUGAGGACAAACGUCUCACUCCGGAGUCUGACAAGAGGAUACCACCGAGUCCCUCCAAGAGCAGCGAGAAUGGCCAAGGGAUGGAGAACGAGGCGGAAAACAUGCUCGAGGAUACCCCGCCGUCCUCGGAUCCCUGGAAAGUGCUGUCCGACAUCAAGGGUAAGAUCACAAAGACAUUUGAGGAGAAGCUCUCUGAGAUGAAAAGCGAUAGGAAGAAGAGGAGACGCAACAAGGACAAUUCCAGUCUCAGUGACUCGGAGGAUCCAGGAGACAUCACGCCGACCGACGAGAACAUUAAUGACAAGCAGGAAAAAGAAGCGGGCGCUCGCGGUAAGGGGAAUGCCGGAAGAUUCGUGGGCUUCUCGCAGGUGAAAACCGGCCUGAAAACGAAAAACUCUCAGGAUGACAGCGUGGAGAGCGGCGUGGAAGCCGCUGAGUUUUCCGAGCUCAUGCCCGAACCGCUGCCUUUUGAAUCGUAUGAUGAUUUUCAUGAAGAUAAGAGAAACGACACGUGCAGCUUUUUCGGCCAGCCGGAUGAAUCUGCGCAAAUGAAACAAGUAAAAUUCAGCGCGUUAUUCUCCGGCAUGAAAGAUUACAUGUUUCAACAGCUGACGAAGCAAUUGGCUGCGCUGCUGAUCCUCGUAUUUGCCUUUUGCUUCCUCAUCCCAUUGCCUGCUCACUUGGUUGGUUUUUCUAUAGGAGUCUUCGUCACAAUGACGAUCUAUAAGCUGGUACAGAGGAUCAAGGAAAUCUUAGCAACGCCAUUAAAUAAAGAGCCUGCACAUGUAAUAGUUCCUGUACUAGAGAUACCAGCAGCAGAAGAGCAUGCGGUUCAGGAGAGAUACGAAGGAUGGCUGAACGAGCUGCCAUAUACUUAUGAUCCUCACAAUUAUCAUGUGGCACGUACAAAGUCGGUUUUCUUUAGUCUAGAAGGUGGGAUUCUACGUGUUAUGGAGACGAGAAUGAAAGUACCAAAGAGAGCAGUGUGGGAUGAGCCGAAGCGAAAAUAUAAGUUCACCAAAAAACGGGUGUACAAUCUCGCUAGUGCAAAAGUAGAAUUGUUGCCGGAAGGGCUCACACGAAGAAGGAGAUGGAGUAAGAAAUAUCCAAUUUGCAUCACGGUGGAUCAAGGAGCGUUAAUAGACAGCGCAAGUUUGAGCGACUGGACAGAUCUCGGUAAAGAAUCCUUCGAGGAUGAGAAAAAAAUUAGUCCGGUAGAAGGAGCUAGUCAGGAAUUAGUCGAGGAGAAUACCAUGGGCGAAGAAACAAAAAGCGAAGAUGAGGAUUCUAGAUUGGAAUUUUUUAAGGACAACGAGGAAGACGAGUUUAAGAUCGAUGAAGACGAGGACGACGACGAUAUAUCACAAUCCAAAUCUAUUAGGAGUAUAUACGAGGACUGUCGCGACAAUGAGGAGGUUACUAAGUGCAAACUUUAUGUGUUCGCACGGGCUGACCGAGAAAAGGAAGAUUGGUUUCGAAGAUUAAUAUCAGCGGCGUCUCUUUCGAGAAAGCGACAUUCCAUUUGUUCUGUAAAUGAUUCCGUAUCCUGUGCGAAUGCGAUCUCUGUGCAGCCAGAGGUAACAGAAAUAAAAUCAUCUGAGACAUCUCCCGAGAUCACUUACAAUACCUAUAUGAGCAAGUACCUGAACGUGGAUCCUGAAGGUUCUCCGAGGGAGAACGAUGUUCUUUGGACAAAUUGCCUUCUCGAACGGCUGUUGUUCGAUAUGCAUAGUUGUCCAGAAACGAUCAAUCUCAUUCAAGACAAAAUACAACGUAAACUUUCUAACAUAAAGCUUCCAUACUUCAUGGAAAGCCUUCUCGUAACAGAAUUAGUUGUCGCACAGGACGCUCCGAUGAUUCACAAAAUCACUAAGCCGACACUUGAUGAACGCGGACUCUGGUUCGAUCUGAACAUCAUUUAUAAGGGCAGUGUGACAAUGACUGUAGAGACAAAGCUGAAUCUAAUGAAGCUAACGCGUGCGAACAGCGUUCCUAGCGAUAUCGUUGAUGAGAAAUCCGUUCCUAUCAGAUCACCGAUAUUCGACAGCGAUGUAGAGGAUAGCCCAGAGACAUCCACCGAAGACGAAGAUGUUGGAAAUGUCGCGUCGUAUGUCACAUCUAAAGAGACCACACCAGUACAAUCAUCUGGCAAGAAGUUUCUUAGCAUGGUCGACAAGCUGACGGCUAACAAAUAUUUCCGACACGCUACGGAGUUGUCCUAUAUACGAAGAGCGAUGGAGGGUGUUUCGAACACGGAGAUCCGCUUCAUGGUCAGCGUAUCCAGCAUCGAGGGCAAUCUAUUGGUGAACAUUCCUCCACCGCCCUCCGAUCGGCUUUGGUAUGGUUUCAAGCCGGUGCCGAAAGUCGCUCUCACCGUUCAACCAACUCUCGGCGAGAGAACUGUUAACAUCGUGUACGUGAGCAACUGGAUCGAAAAUAAGUUGCUCAGGGAAUUCGAGAAGCUAGUCGUUCUACCAAACAUGGACGAUCUGGUCCUAUCGUUCUGUCCAAAUUAUCCCUUUGUCUCGACGUAAACGAAUCUUGCGUCGGCCAAAACAAUCUCCUGCUUUUAUAUGUCUGUUAUAUUUCUGUUCAUACUUUUUUGUGUUUUACAAUGUUUUUAACAUCGCAUUAAUCGAUGUUAAAAAUGUUGUUCAUAAAAAAAAGUUAUAUUUUUCUUCAUCAACAGUGAUUCAUUUCAUUGAAAUCAUUUCAAAACUAGUCUGCGGAAAAAGAUUUUCGAAUAAUGUUAAUUGUUUUACACGAUUUUUUUAACAUUAUUGUAUUAUUUGUCGCAAGGAAUUAUUUAUCAGUCAGUGUAUAGCAUCUACAAGAAAGCGGGAGGAAUGAUUGUGAUAUAUUAGUAUAUAUGUAUGUUACCUUAUAUUUAUAAAAUUUAAUGAAAAAGAGGCAGGAGAGAUAAAGUUUCUUACGAGUGAGCAUUAUUUUUAUUAGAGUAUGUAAAAAAUAGUGAACGUUAAGGAUAUAGAAGGGAGCAAGGCAGUUUAAUUAAAAUUAAGUAUAGCGCUCGCUGUUUAUUUAGUUACGUAAUUAUAACCAUUUCAAAUUGGGAUUGAAUUAAUGCUGGCACCGAAAAAAAA
Molecule: messenger RNA, 3537 nt
Organism: Pogonomyrmex barbatus (red harvester ant)
Lineage: Eukaryota; Metazoa; Arthropoda; Insecta; Hymenoptera; Formicidae
Product: testis-expressed protein 2
Cellular component (GO): endoplasmic reticulum
Molecular function (GO): lipid binding
Source: RefSeq, a predicted model, not a curated record